AUGAAAAUCUCCUGCUUAGCCCUGGCUGCCGCCAGCUUGAUCUCGGUCUCUGAGGGAUACAGGCUAAGCUUCUACAACGGGAAGAACUGCAGGUCCGCCCCGUUGGGAGUGCAGUAUCCCGUGGUCGACCCUCCCAACUACGUGUGCCGCGGCAUUCCUGGCAACGCCCAAUCCGUGGUCAUCACCGCGCAGGACCCGCAGGAUGCCCAGAGCAAGGUCAUCUUCCGUCAGCCAGAGGGAUGCGGAGGCGGCAUUACGCUGUCUGCCACCGGCGGUUGCGUCAAUAUCAACAACGCAAGGUCUUACCAGAUCCACUACAGAUGA
This is a messenger RNA of Chaetomium fimeti, 324 nucleotides long. RefSeq lists its product as uncharacterized. Bases 1 to 324 code for a protein of 107 amino acids. The record is from RefSeq and is a predicted model, not a curated record. The transcript is spliced from 2 exons. NCBI's taxonomy places the organism in Eukaryota, Fungi, Ascomycota, Sordariomycetes, Sordariales, Chaetomiaceae.